Closterium sp. Naga37s-1 is the source of this 2310-nucleotide messenger RNA. NCBI's taxonomy places the organism in Eukaryota, Viridiplantae, Streptophyta, Zygnematophyceae, Desmidiales, Closteriaceae. The record is from the annotation of a GenBank genome assembly.
AUGUCGUCCGCGGAUAGAAACGACUUACCGGGUGAAACAGAGGGAGGUGGAACUGGGGAAGGUGGGACCGGGGGAGGUGGAUCUGGGGAAAGCGGAUUGCAGCAGGGGGAGGGGAGCACCCGCGCAGGGUCGGCGGAAGCGCAAGGGGAAGGGAGUGCGCCGUCGUGCCAGGCGGAAGCGCAGCAGCAAGGGGAGGGGGGAGGGCGGAAGAAACCGAUGGUUGUGAUUGUGGUGGGCAUGGCAGGUACGGCCUGGUGGCCUUCGCUCUUUCUCCCCUCUCCCCUCUCCCCUCUCCCCUCUCCCCUCUCCCCUCUCCCCUCUCCCCUCUCCCCUCUCCCCUCUCCCCUCUCCCCUCUUCCCUCUCCCUCUCCCCUUUCCCCUCUCCCCUCUCCCCUCUCCCCUCUCCCCUCUCCCCUCUCCCCUCUCCCCUCUCCCCUCUCCCCUCUCCCCUCUCCCCUCUCCCCUCUCCCCUCUCCCCUCUCCCCUCUCCCCUCUCCCCUCUCCCCUCUCCCCUCUCCCCUCCAUUACCUGAUCAACCUCGACCCGGCUGUGCCCUCCAAGACCCCAUCUUCCCUCCUCUUCCCUCCUAUGCCCCCCUCUCAAAUCCCAUCAGGCAGCGGAAAAACAACCCUCGUGCAGCGGCUGUACGCGCACAUGCACGGCAGCAAGAUAGCUCAUUACCUCAUCAACCUAGACCCUGCCGUCCCCUCCGUGCCCUUCCUCGCCAAUAUCGACAUUCGCACUUCAACAUGUUUCUCACAACCCCCAACCCCCAUCAGGCAGCGGAAAGACAAUGGCAGUGGCAAAACCACCCUAAUGCAGCGCCUGUAUGCGCACAUGCACGGCAGCAAAAUCGCCCACUACCUCAUCAACCUGGACCCGGCCGUGCCCUCCGUGCCCCCCUCUUCCCUCCUCUGCUCUCCUCUGCCCCCCUCUCGAAUCCCAUCAGGCAGCGGGAAGACAACGUUAUUGCAGCGGCUGUACGCGCACAUGCACGGCAGCAAGAUCGCUCACUACCUCAUCAAGCUCGACCCGGCCGUCCCUUCCGUGCCCUUCCGCAGUGGGAAAACAACGCUAAUGCAGCGGCUAUAUGCUCACAUGCACGGCAGCAAGAUCGCUCACUACCUCAUUAACCUGGACCCCGGCUGUGCCCUCCGUACCCCCAUCUUCCCUCCUCUGCCCUCCUAUGCCCCCCUCUCAAAUCCCAUCAGGCAGUGGAAAACGACUCGCAUGCAGCGUCUGUACUUGCACAUGCACGGCAGCAAGAUAGCCCACUACCUCAUCAACCUCCUCCCUGCUGUGCCCUACCUUGCCAACAUUGACAUUCACGCUUCAACACGUAGCGGAAAAACAACCCUGAUGCAACGCCUAUAUGCCCACAUGCACGGCAGCAAGAUAGCUCACUACCUCAUCAACCUAGACCCGGCUGUGCCCUCCGUGCCCUACCUCGCUAAUAUCGACAUUCGAGACACGGUGAAUUACAAGAACGUGAUGAAGGAGUAUGGGCUGGGGCCGAACGGUGCGAUUCUAACGUCACUCAAUCUCUUCACCACCAAGAUUGAUGAGGUAAUCACACUUGUGGAGCGUCGAGCCGACUUGCUCGACUAUGUUUUCAUCGACACGCCCGGGCAGAUCGAAAUUUUCACCUGGUCAGCUUCCGGAGCAAUCAUCACAGAAGCCUUCGCCUCCACCUUUCCCACGGCCGUUUGUUUUGUAGUGGACACACCCCGGGCGGCAAAUCCCGGCACCUUUAUAAGCAGCAUGCUGUACGCAUGUGGGAUUCUGUACAAGACGCGGUUACCGCUGCUGCUGGCGUUUAACAAAACUGACGUGGCACGGCACGACUUUGCCGUUGAGUGGAUGCGGGACUUCGAAGCCUUUCAAGCAGCAGUGGAUCGCGAUCCUUCCUACGCAGCCUCACUCUCUCGCUCCCUCUGCCUCGGCCUGGACGAGUUCUAUUCAAAUUUGCACGCCGUGGGAGUCUCGGCUGUUACAGGAGGGGGGAUCAAGGAGUUUUUCACCGCUGUCGAGGCAGCCAGAAAAGAGUACAUGGAAGGCUACAGGGUUGACUUGGAGAAGAUGAGAGCCGAGAAGGAGAAGAAAGAGGCGGAGAGGCAGAGUGCGGAGAUGGCCCGCUCACUCAAGCGCCGGUUCAAGCUGCUAGCCAAUGGCGAGUACAAGCGGUGGCGGGCAGGCAAGAGGCAUAACGCGAGCACCAAGACCAAGAAGCAGAGGAGGCAGCUGCGGCAGCCGUCAGUGGUGCCUCCAGGGCUAAAACAGCCCAUGCGGUACCUUGGCUUUAAGAGGUAG